Olea europaea var. sylvestris is the source of this 618-nucleotide messenger RNA. RefSeq lists its product as uncharacterized. The record is from RefSeq and is a predicted model, not a curated record. Bases 1 to 618 code for a protein of 205 amino acids. The transcript has a single exon. NCBI's taxonomy places the organism in Eukaryota, Viridiplantae, Streptophyta, Magnoliopsida, Lamiales, Oleaceae.
AUGUUAACCGUUGUAUGCGCGGACGAUAAUUGUAAGUGGAUGUUUCGUGCUUCGAGUGUCAAGCAGUCCGCCAUCUUCAUGAUCCGCAAAUUCAACAAUGUGCACACAUGUUCCAUAGAUUAUCGCCGUAAUGCACAUCGAAGUGGCACUAGUUCCAUAAUUGCUGAGCAGAUUAUGGGGAAAUUGGAUAAUACGUACGGAUUGUAUGAUCCUACCGUUAUUGCUCGUGACAUGGAACGCGAGUUUGGUGUGAAAAUUAGUUACCACCAAGCACGUAGGGGAAAGGUUGCUGCUUUACAUAUGCUACAUGGUACAUCGGGUUAUAGCUUUCAAAAACUCUCUUCCUACUGUCACGUCCUAGGAGAGAGUAACCCGGGGACAGUAACACACAUCGAAAUAGAUUCUCGCAACAUGUUUUACUACUUUUUCCUAGCUCUCGGUGCAAGAAUUCGGGGUUACCUGCACUACCUGAGGCCCGUUAUUUGUGUUGACGAUAGUCACUUGAAAGGUCUGUACAAAGGUACCCUUCUACUAGCAACUGCCCAAGAUGCCAACAAACAGAUUUAUCCGUUAGCGUGGGGAAUCGUUGAUGUCGAAACAAAUAGAUCGUGGAUGUGA